CAGACACACAAGUCUUGCUUUGCUUGUAAAUAUAUUUUCAUCAGCAGAGAGGAAGUCAACACCCCACAACUACACAAGCAAACACGCCACGACUGAAUUCAGUCACAUCCACGGCGCAGCAGUCCUUCGUUGAACAACAAGAAGGAGGAAUAUGGAGGGCAACGUGUCGCGUGUGUUGGUGAAGGCGGAGCUGCGCAAGGCCAUGAAACGCCUGCUCUCCGCCCUGUCUCAGGGAGAGAAGGCGUCUCAGUCAACCGUUGUCGCAAACAAGGUUGAAGCCUUGCCUGCUUUUCAGAACGCUCGACGAGUGGCGUUCUUUCUCAGCAUGCCCGAAGAAGUGGACACGAACAGCAUGCUCAAGACAGCGUUUGCGACUGGCAAGGAGUGCUUUGUGCCACGCUACACAAAGACGGACAUGGAGAUGUAUCAGGUGAGGGAUCUGGACGACAUUAAGACGCUGCCUCUAACCAAGUGGAACAUCCCACAGCCCGAAGACAUUGACGCGCGAAAGAGCGCCAUGGAUGCUGGUGGCCUGGAUAUGAUUAUCGUGCCUGGGCUCGCGUUUUCACGGGACGGCGGGCGGCUUGGACGAGGCAAGGGCUACUACGACAAAUACAUUCAGAAGUGCAACGACUUUGCAGCUCAGACACGGCGCACUGCACCGCAGUGCAUGGCAGCACAAGACUGCGCUCAAGCCUAA
Messenger RNA from Salpingoeca rosetta, 700 nucleotides. RefSeq lists its product as uncharacterized. Gene Ontology annotation, cellular component: mitochondrion. The coding region runs from base 152 to 700 and encodes 182 amino acids. The transcript is spliced from 7 exons. Gene Ontology annotation, biological process: folic acid-containing compound biosynthetic process; tetrahydrofolate interconversion. Lineage: Eukaryota; Choanoflagellata; Craspedida; Salpingoecidae. The record is from RefSeq and is a predicted model, not a curated record. Gene Ontology annotation, molecular function: 5-formyltetrahydrofolate cyclo-ligase activity.